ACUUGCUUACUUAAAUCGUCCGAGAUAGGCAAUUGUUGUUGUGUUCAAGUUGAAGUUUAGAAAAUAGUGCCGUUGAUCUGCCGUUUUAAAAGUGUUCAAUAUGGAAAAAAAUUGGCUAAAUAAUGUGCUUUCUAAUUUGUGUACAACUCGUGCAGAUAUUUUUGGAGAAAAAUCCGCCUAUCUGGAAUUUGAAUCCGACGAGUCAAACAAAAACGAAUCACCUCUAGAUGGAUGCAACUCAAAUCGAUUCUACGGCAAGAUUAUUUACAAAGAUAAACACGGAAAUGUUCGUGAAUCCGAAUCAAUUAUUAUUAAACGUGCACUAAAAAUAUGGGAUAAGAAAAUCACCACCUCAUUUUCUUUUAUCAAUGAGAUGAAUUUUUAUACGAAAGUUGCGCCAGCAUUGAGUACUCUAGACGUCGCAUUCUCUUCCUUGGUUCCAAAAUUUUAUCACGGUGAAGUGAUAUUCAACGCAGAAUGUGAUCAAUCGACGAUAAUUUUGGAGAACUUAAAAUCAAGAGGUUAUACAAUGGCGGAGAAAAAAUCAUUCCUCAGUCAUCAACAUUUAAAAUUAAUGAUGCGUAAACUCGGACAGUUCCACGCUUACUCUUACAAAGCUAAAAAAUCUAUUCCCAAUUUAUUUUAUCCAUUGGCUAACAAUUCUUUAGACAGUAAUCGAGAACUGAACAAGGAAUCUUUUGGCAUUCUGGCAAUUGUUGCACAGCGUGGAUUAGAAUGUUUGCAGCAAGAUGCAACGUACAUGAAAUAUAUUCCCAGACUACGCGAAAUUUUGGAUAACUCUCACGAUGUAUUUGUAAGAAUUUUAACAGGUGAUAGAUCUAAUCCAAUAUCGACUAUUGUUCACGGUGAUUAUUUAAGAAACAACGUGAUGUUCAAAUAUGACGAAAAUGGUAUUCCUAAUGACCUAAUCAUGGUAGACAUGGCAACGUUUCGUUAUGGUUCUCCUGUCAUUGAUUUGGCUAUAGUUUUGUACAUGAAUGCUGAUCAGGAUACCAGAAACAUGUACUGGGAUUCUUUAAUAGACGAAUAUUAUACCGCGUUAAAAGAAACUUUCGUUGAAAGCGAAAUUCCCAGUAAAACUGAAAUACUAGCAGAAUUUAUUGAUAAAUCUAUUUAUGGGUAUUUGAUCGCUGCGGAUUUCUUGGCUUAUCUAAUGGCUGAUGAUGACGACGAUUCACCUCUUGUCGAUGUUCUUGAUAUGCAUCCAGAAAAUAUGACUGUAGAAAGUGUCAUUGAACGCGAAUUCACAAUUGGUGGAAAGCCAGCUACCGAAGCUAUGGGUAAUAUUUUGAAAGAUAUGAUCGAUAGAGGGUUUAUUUGUAAGUGAGCCUGUUCGGUUUCAAUUUCGUGUGUAGGAUUAGAGUAUAAGAUUAAGCAAAGAUUCAGCUCGUGUUAUAAAUAUUAAGAAAAAUUAAUUUUAUUGUUGAUGAGAUUGAGUUUUGGCGGGAGGGUCAUUCCACGUUAAUUCAACUGAGAAGUGGUAAGGAAGAUCGGCAAUUUUUUUGAAAUUUUUCUUGCGGAAAUACCUUCCCAACGGAUGCCCAAUGGUGCAAAUCCCAGCCCUCUAGCCCUUUUUUAAAGGCUGCUAGGGAGUGUCAAAGUUUUCAGUGAACUUGAAAUAUCAUCAAUUUCAGCAGUGGAUUACUCCAUAACCGCAAUUCCUACCAAAAAUUAGGGGUUUUGAAAGGCUUUUUGGUGAUAUCAUAAAAAUCAGGUUUGCCACCUUUUUUUUCGUACGAAAAAUUAGCUCGUUAAGUUUCAAAACUUAGUUUUCAUAUCGUUCUGACUCUCAAAAAUUCUGAAAAAAAUAUAUUAUGGACAACUUUUCAUGCUGAACAACAUAUUAAAAAAUUGGGAUGGUGUUAUUUCGUAACAACGAUUUAAAAAAUUGAAAGUUUGCGAAAAAAAUUCGAUUUUUUGAUUUAAAACAUGAAAACAAGUUUUUAUUGGUGAAGUUAGCCCGUUUGACCCUUAUUUUUACGUACCCGUUGAAAAAGUUGAAAACCCUCUUUCACAUUACAAAAAAAACCAAAAUUCUGAGUGAAUUGAAAAAAUAAACGAAUUCUAAUUUUUUUUCUAUGAGUGUAAUUUUUAUCAACUUUUUCAUGAAAUACGUCAGAAAGAGGUCAAAAUUAGAAAACUGAAUAAAUUUUAACUUUUUUUGAUGUUUGGAAUUGAAAAUUGAAUUUUUUCAGAUUUUUAUUUUUGUGUGAUAAGUUCUUUUCAUCGAGUGAAAAUGUUUUUUCAACUUUUCCAACGGAUACGUAAAAAUAGGGGUCAAAUGGGUCAACUUUACUAGUCAAAACUUUUUUUCAUGUUUCAAAUCAAAAAGUUACAUUUUUUCGCAAACUUCCAAUUUUUUAAAUGGACUUUACAAAAUAACACUACUUCAAUUUUUUAAUAUGAUGUUCAGCAUGAAAUGUUGUCCAUAAUAUACAUAUUUUAAUCAGAAUUUUUGAGAGUCAGAAUGAUAUGAAAACCGCGUAUUGAAACUUUUCGAGCUAAUUUUUCGUACGAAAAAAAAUGGCUACACUGAUUUUUAUGAUACCACUAAAAAGCCUUUCAAAACCCCUAACUAUUGGAAAAAGUUCCGGGAUUGGAGGGCUGCGAUUUGCGCCAUUGGUCAUCCCUUCGGAAAGUCUUUCCCCAGGAAAAUUUCAAAAAAAUCGCCGACUCCCCUUCACCUCUUCUUGGUCGAAUUGACGUAGAAUGACCCUCGAUAAAAAAGUUUUCAAAUUGGGAAAACUUCUAAAAAAUAACACAUAAAUUUAAAAAAUUGAGAAAAAAAUUCAAAUUUUUCAUUCUAAUUGCCUUUAAAAUGGUUAACUUAUUUAGUUUAUUCGAACGUAUUUUCAGUGUUGUUAUUGUUGUUGUUUUUUGUUUUUAAAAAUUAAGAUUACUGUAUGGUAAUUUAUUUUUAAAAUUUUGAAUCCUUUUCAUUAUUUUUAUCUAAUUUUUUUUUCAUUUUAUUCAUUCUCUACGUACCUAAAGCUAUUAUUAAAUAAAUCGAUUGUACUUAGAUAGAUACUAAAACGUAGAUACAUCAAUACCAGUCAAAAAUAUUAUAAAUAAAUAUCUUUUUUUAACUUCUUGCAUUCUGAGAUCAUACCUUUAAAGAAAGAGUAAAAUCGGCGCCGUGAUACUGCUGAUUACGCUGCUGCGUUGCCAUAUGUUACAACGUACUCGUAGACGCUUUUUCCUUUGGGUUUUCAAGAAAACUUUUACACAAGAAAGGUUUUGAUAACGAUAAUAAAUCAUAAGAAAAUCCGCCAGUUUCAUUUUCCAUAUAGUAGAUAUGGUUGAAUUUGAGAAAUAAAAAUAGUAAAUUGGAAGUUUUUAAGGGUGGAUUCAAAAAGGAAGGCGUAUCGAUUAUGGAAAAAAUUGUAUGUAGUACGUAUUUUCGAUUGAAGUUUACGAAACAUUGUUGCUUUUUCUGAGUUCUUAUCUAGAACACCCUGUGUAUGUAUGUACCUCCUACUUAUGAGUUGAUCUAUGGUAAAUACUAAAUAGGUAUAGAAUAAGGCUUUUGACGUAUUGCGGGUUGCAUAUCGGUUUGCCUGAACUUUAUCGGUUUGGUGGGCAUUCGUAUCAGUGAGUAUCAAAAUUUCAUAUUUUGAGCAAUUUUCACAAGGUGUUUUUGAAAUGUAUAGCUUUUAUUUAGUUUUUUCUUCAAUUUUAAACAAUGUUAAACCCUGUUAUGGAAAAAGAUCCUCUCAUCUUCGUCGAGUUUUGAAGAAGUUGAUAAACGUCUUUGAACCUCGACAAAGAGCGGAUCUUUUUCAAUCACAGAAUUUAACAGUGUUCAAAAUUGAAGGAAAAACUAAAUAAAAGCUAUAAAUUUCAAAAACACCUUGUGAAAAUUGCUCAAAAUAUGAAAUUUUGAUACUCACUGAUAAGAAUGCCCACCAAACCGAUAAAGUUCAGGCAAACCGAUAUGCAACCCGCAAUACGUCAAAAGCCUUAUAGUAAAGAAAUCGUCACAUUCCUCUCGUGUUUUAAAUAGGUAAAUUUAAAAAAAAACGUUAAAUCAUACGAUCGUAUUCGAUUAUGCGAUCAUAUGAUUUCUUAGAAUUUAGGUAACAAAUUUGCUCAUGGAUGGCAAACUUGGAGCGAUCACGCCACUUUUUAUAAAAACGCUGAAAUCAGCGCAUUAUGCCUGAACUGUCGUUGACUAUGUAAAUCGUUGGCGGACGUGACAGUGAUUAGGUAUAAUUGUCGAUAUUUUAUGCUAAGUAGACGUUCAUCUAUAUAUAUUAAAAGAAUCUUGUUUGUUUUCAAAUAAGUUCAGUUUCUGGUCGUGCGUCCUUUUAUGGUUCUUUUGUCGGUUAAGUACAUACUUUACUUAACUUAUGUAGGUAGGUAUAUUUUACAAUGUGUAACAACCAACUUGAUCAUUAGGAAUAAGAUGAAAAUAUUCAUUGUAAGAAUGUCAAUUGAUUUUUAAAUCCAUUACAAGAAUUUACAAGAAUUAUGUUAGUUGUUAUUAAUGUUUUUUUUUU
This is a messenger RNA of Planococcus citri (citrus mealybug), 4520 nucleotides long. RefSeq lists its product as uncharacterized. The coding region runs from base 101 to 1348 and encodes 415 amino acids. The record is from RefSeq and is a predicted model, not a curated record. NCBI's taxonomy places the organism in Eukaryota, Metazoa, Arthropoda, Insecta, Hemiptera, Pseudococcidae. The transcript has a single exon.